This is a messenger RNA of Linepithema humile (Argentine ant), 4383 nucleotides long. NCBI's taxonomy places the organism in Eukaryota, Metazoa, Arthropoda, Insecta, Hymenoptera, Formicidae. The record is from RefSeq and is a predicted model, not a curated record.
UGGCGCAGAGACGAGAAUACUCACGUUUUAUAGUGCCUUACCCCGGCAAUGUUAAACUGUCUCUUUUCACAAUGGAACUAUCCCUACUCCUUCAAGGCUCACUUCAGUGUGUUAAAAAACCCAAGGAAUGCCGACCGAUGAGUCAAUCAGGCUGAAUCAGACUGAGUGUGAUUGUCCGUUUGGAAGUGCGUUGUAAAAUGGCAAUAAUAGAUUCGCUAUCCCUUCGCGGGAUUCGCAACUUCGACGAAAACGAAGAUUUAUCAAUACGCCUGUUCUGCCCAUUAACACUUAUUCUUGGGCCUAACGGUACGGGCAAAACAAGUCUUAUUGAAGGAUUGAAAUUCGCCACCACAGGGCAGUUUCCACCUGGCUCAAAUGGAGGAAGAUCCUUCAUACGUAAUGCAGCAUUAGCAACAACUAACUCGGUAAGAGGUGUCGUCACAGCUAAAAUAAUUGACGCCAUGGGAAACACUUACACAGUAUCCAGAACAAUUGCGUCAUUGAAAGCAGGAACAAAAUUUAAGAUUGUUCACAAUAUUGUAACCAGAGUUGGCAAAGAUGAAAAAGAAAAAACAUCAGUAAUCAAUCGAUGCGCUGAUGUUGAUACAGAACUCUGCGUAGCAUUAGGUGUUUCAAAAUCAAUUCUAAAUUAUGUCAUAUUUUGCCAUCAAGAUGAGUUCAACUGGCCAUUUGAUCAAGGAAAGGUGUUAAAAGAGAGAUUUGAUGAAAUUUUCGAUAGUGGCAAAUAUAAUAAAGCCUUGGAGAAUAUUUCGAAACUGUACAAAAAUUUACAGAGCGACAUUCGAAGCUUGAAUGCAGAGAAACAGACGUUCAAAGUGCUUGUAUCUGAAGUAGAAGACAGAGAAACCAAACUUGAGGAGCAGAAGAAGAGAUUGGAUACCACAAAGGGAAAGAUUAAUGAUAUUAAUGAGCAGCUUGAGCUUUUGAAACAGAAAAUUGAAGAAGCGCUACAGUUUGAUUCAGAAUAUAAAAAUGUUCAGGCUGAAGAAGAGAAAAAGAAAAUGGAAUACAACAUGCAUAUGGAACGAUAUGAAAAGCUUAGAGAAACUGUAAAAAGUGUCUUUGAAGGAACAACAGAGGAGUUAAGUGCACGCAUAGAAUCUUAUGCUACUGAAUUAAUAAAAGAGAAGAAUGAUGAAACGAGAGAGAAUGAAGUUGCAAUUAAAAAUAUUAACGAGGAAGAAACUAGGAUCUUGAAUAUCUUGGCGACACGAAGAGAAAUCGUAGGCAAAUUAAAGCAACAAGUGAAAGAUCAGGAGAGAAGAGUAGUUCGUCGUAAUCAAUUGUUAAAUGAUGCGCUGAAAGCAUGGGAUUUUGAUACAGUUGGUUCGGACGUCACUGAAAUGGAGGUGAAAACUUGUACAAAAGUAUUGGAACAAAAGAUGCGAGAGUUUAAGCGAGAGGUGGAGAAAAACAGAGCGAUCAUGCUGAAACAAGAAAGAGAAUUGCAGAAGGAAAUUGAUGUGCUACGUACUAACUAUUCAAAGAUAGAGUCGGAAAAGGUUCUCAAGGAGAAAGCAGUAACAGAGAUAACAGAUGAAAUUGCUGCAAUUCGAAAUCAGAUAACACAAAUCGGUGCAGCAGGAAAUAAGUUGAUGUCUAUCGAACAAAAACUACAAGCAGCAAAACAAAAAGUUGAGAAACUUGGCAAUGCGUUAGAUGUCGAUUCUGUUAAAGCUUAUCUCGAAAACAGUAUAAAAUCCAGAGAUGAGAUUGAAGCUAGCUUAAGUGCAAUCGACGAUGAGAUUAGUUCUUCUCAUAAAUUAAGCUUAUUAACGGCGGAAUUCGAUUUAAGAAAGUCAGCGUUGCAAGCUAAAGAAGAAGAACUGCAGAAUUUAAAAGCUAAACAUGGAGAUAGCCUCAAAAAAAUCUUAGGUGUGCAAGAAAUAUCAGAAGUGCCACAAGACAAUUUGACAUAUACUUUAGAUUACAUUCGUCGGCAAUUGGUGGAUAAAAUAAUUAUGUUGACACGUGAGAUUCAAGCACAAGAAUGCAAAACUUCUGCUUUGGAAGCAACAUUGCAACACGUAAAAUGCGAGAUUUAUGAAAUAACGAACAAACUACAUCGUUAUAACAAUAAGAUAUCUGCAAUGCUCAUCGGCGAUUCCAAGGUUUUCGAGGAGUCUCUGUUGACGCAGUCUACGAUAGUGAAAGGUCUUCAGGACGAAAGAGGCAUUUAUGCUCAUAAAAUUGCAGCUUAUAAGGAACACUUACAAAAAUUAUCUGCGAAUGUUCCCUGUUGCCCGUUAUGCCAUAGAAACAUUAGAGGCAAACGGAGAGUAAUUGAUAUAAAAAACGAAAUAAAGGGGGAUAAAAUCUGUAUUGAGUCGGACAUGAAAAAGUGUGAAAACAAUUUGAAGACGCAGCGGGAAAAAUAUGACUGCAUGCUCUCGUGGAAACCUGUUGUUGCAAAGAUUCCGUUUCAGGAGCGUGACCUGACAAAAUUGAAGCAGAAAGUAGAAGAAAUAAGAUGUAAUAUAGCGCAAUCGAGAACUGUUAUAAGAGGUCUCGAAACAUCAAAAAGAAAAACCGAGAAAAUGCUAUUGUUAUACGAGAAUCCAAUGAUGGAUGUGAAGCUUUGGGAUCAAUGCGCACCGCAAAUAAAACAAUUAACUGAAAUUGUCAACAGCCUGACGAUUCAAAUGAACAAUGCUGGAGUCCAAACCUAUAGAAGCAGAACUAUAGAAGAAGCGCAGGCGCAGCGAGAUUCCAUCAAAACAUCUCUGAGACAAAGUCGUAAUGAUAUCGACGUGCUGCAGCUCGAAUUAAGCAGGCAUAACGAGAGAAUGCAUGACGCUAGAGCGGCAUACCUCGACUUACGCGAGGAACAAUUAAAAAUGCAGGAGGAUAUGCAAAAGAUUAAACAUUUGAAGGACAAGCAAGAGGACUUGGUCACGCGGCAAGUUUCCAUGCGAGAAACGGUGGCCAUGUUGCGAAAGGAUUUGGCGAGUGCCCAGGAUCAGUUAGAUUUCGGUACUCAGCGACUGGAAAAGACCAAGGCGGACAACUGGCAAAAGCAGGAAACUGAUGGACAAACAAUGGCGGAAAGCACAAAAUGUUUGUCCGAACUGCAUAAAAUGAUGAACGAAACUCAGUCAUUUUUGAACAGCAACGUGACUGAGAAUCUCGCGAGAUACGAGGUUGAAAUAAAGGCCUCCGAACGUUUGCUAACAGAUCUUACGAACAAGAGAAAAGAUGUCGAGCAAACGAUAAACAAGUUGAUGGAGGAUAUCAUGUGUCGAGAAAUCGGAAGGAGAGAAUUACAAGACAAUAUGACGUUGCGCCAAAUCAAAGAAACGGUAGAAGCUUUGGAAGGACAGCGCAGAAAGUUGUUAGAAAAAUUGAUAAAUAUGAAUCAUGACGAGAUGGCGAAGAAGUGGCAUCAAUUAGAAAAUGAGAAGCAGGUGUUGCUUCGUCAAAAAAACAUAGCACUGGGAAAUCAGGAAGAAUUGGAAAGAGCAAUAAAACAAUACACGCAGGAGUUGCGAAAAGAGGAAUACGAAUUGUCUCGUGAAAAUUACAUCAACAAAUGCAUUGAAUUAGAAGUUCAAGAAAACGCUGUAGCCGAUUUGGAAAACUACAGUGCAGUACUGGACGCCGCAAUGAUUGAUUGCUUCAAGGAGCGCAUGUCGAGUGUCAACAAGAUAUUAAAGAAACUGUGGCAGCAAGUUUAUAAGGGAACAGAUACAACCUGCAUUGAAAUCGAUAUGGAACUUAUAAAGGGUGCAGACAGGAUUGGAAGAAGCUACAAUUACAAGCUGAUUCAAACUAAACACGGCUGCAAAAUGGACAUGAAAGGGCAUUGCAGCGCUGGACAGAAGGUGCUGGCGUCAAUACUCAUAAGACUUGCCUUGGCAGAAACAUUUUGCAAGGAUUGUGGUAUUUUCACAUUAGACGAACCAACCACGAAUCUGGACGAAGAAAAUGUGAACGGCUUAGCAGAUACACUAACUAAAGUGGUUGAACUGCGAUCGAGACACCAAAAGAAUUUCCAGUUGAUUAUAAUCAGCCAUGAUGAAAAGUUCCUACAGAAGCUUGCCAACUUGAGCAAUCAUAAGAAAUUCUAUGAACUUUAUCGCAAAAACGACGGAAUGACCGCGGUGAAACUUUCUGAUUUUAACGAACCUACGAAUUCUCUGGUUUGUCACAUGAGGAGAAUCACAUUAGACGAAUCCGAUGCAGAAGAGCAGCGUCCUAAUCAGUUACGAAAGUCUACCAAUUCGUCUAUAAAUGUAUCGAAUAAAAAAAGAUACAAUUGGAAUGAUUUUAACAAAAUGGAUAAGCAACCAACUGCAAAGAAAUGUCGUUUGGAGUAAUCUAAAGUAUACGUUCCAUUUUUUAUACCAAAUAUUUUUUCGUUCA